ACGAAAAUGAACCAGUAUACACCAGACGUUUGUCAUAUGUUAACCAACUAGUUGUCAUACUGAAUGAACCAUGCACUCCAUGGGAAAAAUCGCAAAUUUUUGAAGCAGUAACUCGUGGUGCGGGUUUCGAAGCAAUCUUCGAAGAUCCUCGUGCACCUACAAAUUUUAAAACAGCAGUAGCAAAAUGUCUUGCUCAAACCGCUCUGAUAAUGAACAAUGAAAUAAGCAGCUAUUUUCGCUGGGUAUUUGAAAGAUUGCAGGCUUCAGAUAGUAGUUCUAAGGAAAAAGAGAAAGAACGCAAGCUUUGGUUAUUGACUUCUCUACGAGAGGUUUUUACACGUAACCAACUUACUCCAAGUUCUCAAACUGUAUCAAAUUCUGGACCUUUUCAACAGUUCAUUCCUAAUGUUCUUCAUGAUUUGGAAAGUUUGCUAGACUCAAUGGAUAGUUCAGAUUGCUUUCCAGGAAUAUUAGAGGUGUUAGAAAAAAUAGCAGAGCGAUAUCCCGCUGAAUUUAGUGAACGGUUUCAGGAUAUAAUUGAUCUAUUGGUGGGGUGGUAUAUAGAUGUAUCAGUAUCUGAUUCGCUUCAUUCCCUUAUAUCUGAUACUUUCAGAAGAUUACGCUCUUUUUGGGCAAAAAACUUGAAAUUUGCUUAUGAGUUAUUGAGUCAUUUUCUAGCAGACAUGGAAGUGCUUUCAGGCGUGACGGUAUCUCAAGAAGGACCUCAGAUCGAUGAUAGAGCCAAAAGCGAGGCUGUUGCUGAUGCAGUUGGCCCAAUUUUGCAGCAAACUUCUUCGGUAGAAGUUAACAAUGUGGUUGACACAGAAAAUGCGCAUCCCUUUGACCAACUGCGAGCCUGGAUUAUUAAGUUCAUAUUUGUUAUAGCUGAGCUAUAUAUGGAUACUGGAUGGUUUGAAAAAGGGAGCCAGAUAAUUUUAACUAUGAGCUCUUCGAGAAAGGCAUCAUUUGUACAGCAUCAAGUUCAGUCGACAAAAUUUUUGUUACUACAAAUUCAAAAUGGUCUUCAAAAAGGAUUAAUUGAUUUUGUAGUAGAUGAUUGGUUUGACUGCUUCCUUCAGAUUCUCUCUCAGUGGGUUCCUCAUGUUCAUCCUGAUAUCAUAAUCAUAUUGGCGAAUCCAAAUUCUUCACUGAUGAAACUUCGCUUAUAUCAUCCGCAUUUCGCUCGGCUGCAUUCGGACAUUUUAGACAUGUUCCGUAUACUUCUUAAGAAUCAAGGUCUUAACUUUAUUUCAUCAGAAGAUAAAAUAUUUCUUAUUCAACAGAUUACUAUUGAAAUUGGUCAAAUGAUUUCUUUCAUACUUUCUUUAAAUAAUCCCAAAAUUGACAUGGAAUCAUCAUUAAAGAGUAACGUAAUGAUUAAUACUGUUAAUGAAGAACAUAUUUCUGAUCUCUUUCCUGAAGGCCUGCAGUCUCUUUUUAAUUUCACUAAUUUGCCUACAAGUACACAUAUAUUGAAUGAUAGAACAGCAACAUUUGUAAUUGUUUUUGAUAUUGAACUCAUUAUACAACUUGUGCCUGUAUUGGGGCAUGCUAAAGAAAUCUUUUGGAUUGUUUACUUUAUAUUUAACAAAGUCAGGGGAUGUGGUUAUUUUGAUGGUAUAUUAAUGUGUUCUUUGAUUAAUGCUCUUAGACAUGCAUGUAAAAGAAAGCAUUAUUUUAUAUCGGAAGUAGAAGAGAGGCAACAACCCGAAUCUUCAUUUUUUGCAAUGAUUUUUCUCAUUAAUUCGUUAUUGCAGAAUCAGCUUGAACUAUCAUUCAAUGUUUUUACAUUGAUUAUUGAAUGGGUUAGAGAUAUUUUGGAAUUUUGUAACGCUCAUGAAUUUACGUCAACUGAUACAAAAGAUCAUAUUCGUCAAGAACUUGAGUGUGUUAUUUGCACUCUGAUUGAUGUAUCUAGAUCUGUCAAAAAUAACAACAUCCGUAUACAAAUACCUAAGGUUAUACAUGAUUAUUUUGAUGUUUUUGGAUCACUAAGCAUUAGUCAAAAGGCAUUUUCUAAGAUUAUCCAAAGGAUUAAUGACGUAGACCUUAGAGUACAAUCUGGGUAUUCCAAGUUGAUUUAUAGAAUAAAUCCUUUUUUUGCAACUUUUUUGCAUGACGAUUUAGAGGAUCAGUUAGUGAUGAAAUUCAAAGCAAAUGUGUGCAUGGCACCGAAUUUAGGCAGUUUCAGGUCACCUCAUUUCCAAAUCGUAAUGAACCAUUUGGGAAUGAAAGAGUUAUUAACCGGACAAGAUGAAACUGAUAACGUUGCAUAUGAUCCAUGCGAAAAAGGGCAAUGGCGCCUGCGAUUGUUCCUUUCGUGCCAAUCUAAUGAUUUAUUCAAUAUACAAGAUGUUACAGAGGACAACAAUCUCAAACAUGUUCAUUCAGAAGAUGAGGUUGUUUAUGCUGUUGUGAAUUCCAACGACUUGCUUACAUUUUGGACACUUUGGGAGGUCGCUCGUUAUUGCGUACUCUCAAGGUUACGGACGCCGUUCGGAGGACCAAAGCAGACAUUUGACGCUUUUGAAAAGAGAUUAAAUGAUUUGUUAGCAGAUGACCUUUCAAUUUCUAUAAAAAAUGAAUUUGAUGAUGAUAAUUUACAUUAUAGUAUGAUCAAUCGUUAUCAAUUACGAGACUUAAUCAAUUUGUUUGAUCGCUUGGAACUUCAAAUAUAUAACGCUACUGUUGGGACUUCACUUGGAAAUUUACCACAAGCACCACGUGCCAGUAUUGUUUUCUUCAGAACAAAUCGUAAAGUCUGUGAUGAUUGGUUUUCCCGUAUUAGAACAGGAAUUAUUAAAGGGGCUAAAAUCAUUGGAGACGAUGCUCUGGCCGUAAUGCACAGUUUUCGGGCACUUGCACAACGAGUAGCUUCUCUAAAACAAGGACUGGUUACCAGUGAAAAUAUUUGGUUGACAGACUUUCAACAAAUUCUGAGCGAUGUCGAUAAAGAUUAUCCCAUAAUAAAAGUUAUUUUGGUUCGUAAUACAAACACAUUUAUCAUAAUUAUUCCACCUGUUGCAACACUAGUUGAAUGUCUACAAAGAUUACAUGCUGAAGAUAGUAUUAUUGGGCUUUUAGCAUGGUCUCGACGUAUCUGUUCAAGUAACGAAAAUAAAGUGGGUUUACCAGAUCACACUAAUGAAUUUACUGCGGGUGAAAACAUUGAACCGGUCAACUCUACACAAAUGUCUCAGCGUAAUCUAACGCAUAAACCUAUUUCGAAUCAGACAAAUUUUGAUUGGAUGAAUGGCUCUCAUUUGUUCGCGGAAUCUAGAUAUGAACUUGCUGCAAGUGAAGCGAUUGAUUCUUUUGACUGCCUUCUUGAUGUUGAUUCUGAAAUACAAACAAUUUUUCCACAAGCUCGAUUUUUGAGCUCUCAAAUAAUUGAUAGCUAUUGUAUGAUGCAAGAUUUGCCUUCAUUAGCACAAUGGGUUCAUGAACAUGAUGAAGCAGAAAUAAUUGUAGACCCUUUGUUAAAGAUAAAUCAAGAUUAUUUAACGGCACUUGCAAAAUACCACGACGGUGACUACUUGGACGCAUGGAAGCUUAUCGAUAAUGUUCCACUGCAAAUAUCACAAAAAUAUCUCAAUUAUCGUGGUGCCAACUUUAUCCCAAUAUUAUGUCUUUUCCGUGAGAAGCUCUUUAAUUUAGCAAAUGAAAGUCCUGCUUCUGGGACAUUGAAUCAGCAAACAACUCUUUGUGUUUUAGAGAACAUUGUUAAGCAAUCGUUUACGGACUCCUUGAUGAACACCAUCCCUCUAUUAUUAAGGUCAAUUACAAUGAAGUCAGAGGCUCAACAACUUCAUCAUUUCUUAUCUGAAUUUGUGGAAUACAUAAAUCGCAAUCAAAAUUUUUCGUUUAGCGAUACAUUUUUUAUUGAUUUAUCUGUGUGGAGCCCAUUAAAUACAGCUGUUGACCAAUUACUUUCGAAUCCAGAAUCUGACGCAUUAAAAGAAGUUAAUAUCUUCAAACUUAUAAUGGCCAAAAUUGCUAGAAAAAGUUCUGCUUUAAAUUAUGCAGCUCAUAUCUUUCAUCAUUGGAAGGAAGACACUCCUGUGGAAGUUGUAUUUGAACAUUCUAAAAUGUUAUUUGCCCAAGGAUUACAUCAAGAAGCCAUUAUCCGUGUAUGUUCACUUUUGCGCGAUGAGCAACAUCCAUCCUUCUCAUUCUCUAAGAUUCUAAUUUUCCGACAAAACGUGCUUUUAAAGUUGGCAAAAUGGUUACAACGUACAGAGUCUCAAGUAGACAGUGAGACUUUGUCUGAUUUAAAUCUUAUUCUUGGAAAGGAUAUUAACAGCCAAGAUCUGGAUGAAAAAAAUUUAGAACCUAAUUUAAUAAAUGGUAAUCUAGUGGAAGCAUGCUUAUUUAAUGCGAUUAAUGGAGAAAGCUCUACUGCGAAGGCUUGGUUUGCCUAUGCUUCAUAUCACUAUCAGCAUGGCCGACAAAUAGUUGAUGAAUUAGGCAGUUACAAGUUAUCUAUUAACUUAUUGAGCACUAUUAGCAGGAAAUUUCAGCAAGUUUUAAUUAAUGACUGGAAAAUUUCAAAUGGCGAUAAUCUUACGGAUUGUGAUGUGAUAAUAAGAAACAUAUUUCGCAUGUUUUUACGUAAAGUCAGUUCUCUAUCAAGGUUGGACCAAGGCGGUGAUAAUGUGUUAGAUUUCAAUGCAAUCCUUCCUUGGAUUUCACAAAAUUCAAUCGAUGAGAUUACAAGUUCAUUAAAUAAAAUACAGAAGGUGCUCUUAAUUGCUUAUAAAUCUGCUGUUGAUGGUUAUUUCCGAUUCUUACAGUCUGCGCAUGGAAGGAAUAAUGAUCAAAAUACUCAAGAGUAUCUUCGCGUAGAACGUAUUGAGGAGUCUGAUAUAACAACCGCAACACUAAGGAUUUUAAGAUUACUAGUGAAACAUGGACCACUUUUUGAAGAAUCGUUUGUCGAAGGAUUUAAUAAUACUAAUAUUCGUUCUUGGGAAAAUAUAACGCCACAAUUGUUUUCGCGACUGGAUCAUCCAGAACCUUUUGUUCAACAGCAGCUUUGUAAACUUUUAUGUUCAAUUGCUUCCGUUUCGCCACAGCUCGUUGUAUAUCACACUGUUGUUGCCUCAAAUUCCAGUGGCGCUAGCGACCUAAAUAAGCAACUGCUCAAAAGAAUUGUUGACAGUCUUGAUAAUUCUAAUGGAACAUUGAUCAUAGAAAUUCGGCAUGUGAUUGAAGAAUUACAACGCAUUACGGUUUUGUGGGAAGAACUUUGGCUCAAUAAAAUAAGUGGUUUACAACUUGAUGUCAACAGACGAUUUCACAAAUUCGAACGUGAAUUCGAGAGAAUAAAUGAUAAUCUUAACCUUUCUUCUGAACAACGUAACAAAAUUAUGAAAGAAAGUUACGAUGCUAUUAUGAAGCCAAUUAUCUUAUCUAUCGAUCGAUUAUACAAUAGUACUAUUGCUGCUGCUUCAACACACCAUGAGAAAUGGUUUUGUCGGACAUUUGGUAAUCGUAUUCACGAAGCUUUGGAAACUCUACGUACUCCAUUUUCAUGGGAAUCAUAUAAAACGGGUUGGGAUCUUUUGCGCAAUGUUCACAAAGAUUUAACAAAGGAAUUAAUGUCAAAUCGUUCAUUAAAGUUAGUUGAUGUUAGUCCAUUUUUGGCAACAAUAAAAUCUUCUGCAAUUGCCAUGCCAGGCUUACCAUAUCAUAUGGAUACAGUGACAAUUCAAUCAUUUGAUGAAAAUUUUAUUAUUCUACCCACAAAAACUAAGCCCAAAAAAUUGGUUCUUCUUGGGUCUGACGGACGACAAUAUGGUUACCUUUUCAAAGGCCAUGAAGACCUACAUCUCGACGAACGAAUUAUGCAAUUAUUACAAAUUACUAACGAUUUGCUCAAGCGGGAUAAGCAAACGAGCGCUCGGAGUUUACGUGCACGUAAUUAUGCUGUCAUUCCUUUGGGAAACCAUUCGGGAAUGAUUCAGUGGGUAGAGAACGCUACUCAAAUAUUUGUACUUUACAAAAAGUGGCAACAUCGUGAACAUUUUGCUAAGGUAUUACAAAACAAUACUGAUGAAUCAGUUGGAAACCCGCAGCGGCCUAGCGACAUGUAUUUUGAAAAGAUUGGAAAGGCUCUAAAAAAAGAAGGUUGGACUGCUUCCACUUCGAGGCGCAAUUGGCCUCACUCUGUUCUCAAAUCAGUGUUUCUUGAAUUAGUAUCAGAAACUCCUUCAGAUCUACUUGAAAAGGAGGUCUGGGCAUCUUGCUCAAGUCCAAAAGAAUGGUGGAUGAAGAGCACUUCUUUGUCGCGUUCGCUUGCAGUCAUGUCCGUUAUCGGCUACAUUAUUGGUCUUGGAGACCGUCAUUUAGAUAAUAUCUUGAUAGACUUUGAAUGUGGAGAAGUUAUUCAUAUUGAUUAUAACGUAUGCUUUGAAAAAGGAAAGAAACUUCGAGUCCCUGAGACAAUCCCUUUUCGCCUUACACAAAACAUUGAAACUGUACUUGGCGUUACUGGAGUUGAAGGUGUCUUUAGAAUCGCGUGCGAAAAUGUCCUUAGGGUGUUGCGGGAAAAUAAAGAAAUACUAAUUACAUUACUCGAAGCAUUUGUAUACGAUCCGUUAGUUGAUUGGCAUCAAGAUGUAUCCGAAGACCGCGAAAAGCAAAUUAUGGAAAUUGAAGAAAAUAUAGGACUGUUAAUUUCGAGAAUUGCCGAGCUUAGGAUUCCCAUUGAGAAUAACCAAGGACAUCUUUCGAAUUUAUUAUCCGAAUUUCUCUCAGUUUUCAAGCAUAUAUGCGAACAUUACAUGAAUUUAUAUAAUCAGCAAGUGGAUUUAUCUGAGCAACCGAGUCAAAGUAAUAAUAUUGAGGUUGGGGAAUCAGCGUUCAUUCACAGCCAAAUUGAAUUAGAAAGUCUAAAAUCUGCACUCUCACAAAGAGCUAAUGAAUGUGCGCUGUGGCAUGCGCAACAUGAGAAAACUAUACAGUCUAUUCAAGGACCUACUCUUCAAAUUAUUUAUAAUGAAAUUUUUUCUUCAAGUUCGCAAAUAGGCGCAUCUAUUUUUACCCCAUUUUUGCAAAUUCUUGCCACAAAUGAGUUCAUGCUCCAAAGGUGCAGCAAAAUUGAGCAAGACUUUGUGAGUUGGAUGAAUGAGCGUAACACAGCUUUUAAAAAUUGCCUUGAACGUUUGCAAUUUUACAGGACUUUAGUAGUUCCUUUAGUUCCUGUUUUGAUGAUGCAGGAUUAUUAUUCAAAAUGGCCUCAAUUAUUGAUCUCUUUACUAGAAUCGUCAUUUUCAAGUCAAGACUUCCAGGCCCUAUAUCAAAACUCUAGUUUGCCGAUUGUUUCCGGUAACGCGUUGAAUCAUAUUCGCGAUGAUCUUAAAAUAUCUUAUGCAAAUGCUGUACAAGAAAGCAUAUCUCUUUCCGAAGCAUUAGUUUUGGCUACAGACAAAACUGCCCUAAGUGAAUCAACACUACACACUAUGUUGAACAAUAUGCUCGAUGAAGAAAAUUCUACAAACUUGAAUUCACGCCUUUUGUGCUUAGCGAGUGUUCUGUCUUCACUACGUGAGCUUUACCAGUUCUCUAGGGAAUCAAAUGACAUAUCUGAUGUAUUCAGCCAUGUCGGGUUUAGCGUUGAUUUUCAGACUGUUGUUAAAGAAACUUUAUCAAAUGAAACUCUUGAUAAAUCGUCAUUUUUAACUUAUUUAAUCAUUUUGUUAUCCAUUUAUCAUCACAUUCAAAUUAUAAAAAUGAAAAUUACUGAUGAUGAAAUACUUGGUCGGACAUUGGCUAUUUCCACUGAACUUUUACAAUCAGUUCGAAUAAUUCUUAGCUUACAACAUAAUUUCGUGAAUAUUAUAUUACCUAAAAUAUUUCUUUUAAUACAUGGUUCAUCGAAAGCUUUUGAACCUUUUGCCGAAGUAUUACGUAAUCUAUCUACAGAUACGUUCAAUUAUUGGGGAAUGAAGCAUCCAGAGUCUCAUUAUGCAGUGAAUUCCAUGAAUGAAACAUUUAAACAACUCGGUGAACUUGCGUAUAGAGAAGGAAUUUCGCAAGCUGUUCAUUUGUUGAUUAUCGAGUUCGAUGAGCUAUUUAAUGGUUUGAGGGAUACGUUGCUCAAAAUUCAAAUUCUUCUUAAAGAGCUAAAGGAACACAGUUUACCUAAAGAUGGUCAAGAAAAUCUAAUUGAAGAUUGCCUUAUUGAUAAUUAUACUGUUCAUAAGCUUAAUGUUAUAGUUUGUGUUUUGCUGGCAUGUGAAGAUUAUUAUAAAGAAAAUUUCCAACCUCAUCUAAGUACUGUCUGGGUGUCAUCAAUGGCUAUGGCUGACGCUUUUAAGAAUGGUUCUGACUCACUCACUAGGCUUUGGCAAGUCUCGCGUUGGUGGAUCUCGGAACUUUUCAUUCCAUGUGUAAAAACUCUAUACACGAUCGCAAUUGACCAUAUAGGUUCUUUAUUCAGAACAGACAAUGAAGACAUCGGCCUAACACUUGAUAGUUCAUCACAUAUAAAUAAUCUUAUUUCACAAGGACUGAUAUCUAAUGAUGAUAUCAACGCUCAAAAACUUAAAGUCAAACAGUAUUCUUUCCACGGCUGCAAAGUGAAUUUUAUCACAAUGAUAAAUCUGCGAAAAACUCAAAUAGAAAUAGUGCUUCAACAUCGUCAAAUGGAACUAAUGCGCUUUGAAUGGAUUAACGAAGCACUAAUAGGUGACAACAGUUUAAUCCGCCAACAGUUCCUGCAAAACUUGACCCAAGACGUGAAUCGAUUUGUUUUGAUGGAAAACCUUUUGCAAGAAUUGGUCUCUCAAUACAGGGUUAUUAACGCAGAAAUUGUAGAUUUCAUUGCUACUCAGAUUGUUAAUGAAAAUACAGGGGAAUUAUUACGUUCAUUCGGUGAUGCAGUAGCAAAUCAGCAAAUGAUUUUUGCUCAAGAAUUUGAAAGGAUGAAACAUGUCGUUAGCUUAUGUAAUUCAAUAUUGCAUUUGGAAUCCUUCCGUACAGUAACAGACAAAACUGUAGCAAUGGAUGCAGAUACUCUUCAACUAGUUAAAAGGCUAGAGUCAGCGGUACAAGGAAGCUCCAAGUUGAGCACUAUUGGCACACAAUUGGAUAUCACGCAGCAACUCUCGACAUUAAAGAUUGAUGAAUCCCUUGAUAUGGAUUUACUCAGAAACCUUGAAAACAUUGCUAAAGACCUUCGGACAGUAGUGGAAGAAGUUCGUAAUUUAAUGAGCGAAUUAUUUCCUCUUAUUGAACCUAUAGCAAAUUUUGAAAUGGAUGCAACAGAUGACAGUGGCAAAGAUGCACGUUUAAAAGCGAAGGAAUUUGUGCGCGAGUGGUCAAAGUUUGACUCUGAUUUUGAUGCAGUUAUUAAUGGUGCUCUUGCAGUUGUUGAUAGGCGGUUCCAUCAAAAAAAUAAUUUUUCAGAAUUGGAAUACACAGUAAUGGUUGAAAACCUUCACCGUGACAAUGAACGAGCUAUAUCAUAUCUAACCGAGACUAUUAUCAGAGUUUUUGAAAACCUAUUUGCUUUAGGCGAAGUAUCUGGAACUAUUAUUCAAAACGAAUCAUCUCAGAAAAUAUCCCCUGAAAACAUUGAUAGUAAGAAUUCUACUGGUGAUUUUGCUCAAGUAGACACCGGAACGGAGGAUAUACAGAUAUUUAAUCCUUUAGAAGCAGAUAAUAAAAGGAACGAUUCAGAAAUUGAGGAAUUUGGACAAAAUGAAUCAUAUCAUAACCCUGUUUCAUCACCCUUUAAUGAUAAAAUGAAUGAUCCCUCAAAAAAUACUAUCGCUGGACAGGUUUUAUUACCAAGUAACGAAGAGACCGUGGAAAGCUGGGAUGUCCCUAUGCAACAAGCUCAAGCACGGAAUGCUUUUGCAGUUGGAAUAAUCCGACGGAUCAAGGCGAAGUUGGAGGGAAAAGAUUUUGAAUCUACGACCAAAAUGACUGUUCAGGAACAGAUUGAUAAAAUUAUUCAGCAAUCACUCGACACGGACAAUUUAUUCAUUUUACUUGUGCAAACUCAUAAUGUAGGAUAUUCUCCACGUGUUUGGAUUAUUGGGCCUGAUUUCCAAUGGCCUAUUUGA
Molecule: messenger RNA, 10073 nt
Organism: Cetraspora pellucida
Lineage: Eukaryota; Fungi; Glomeromycota; Glomeromycetes; Diversisporales; Gigasporaceae
Source: the annotation of a GenBank genome assembly